This is a messenger RNA of Cuscuta europaea, 2272 nucleotides long. The record is from the annotation of a GenBank genome assembly. Lineage: Eukaryota; Viridiplantae; Streptophyta; Magnoliopsida; Solanales; Convolvulaceae.
GUAUUAAAAUCCGUGGAUCCUCAUUAUAAUAGUUAUGAGACCUAAUAAUAUACUAUUCUCAAAAUCUGUUGCUUGGCAUCGUCAAGACUGAAUAAGCAAACUGUUGAAGUAGGUAAAAGGCGCAGGAAAAGUAGAAGAUGCCAGAUUAUCAAGGCAAUGGAGAGGAUGCAGGCAACCGCAGAGAAAGUUACGAAGCUUCUCCCCCGCCGAAAACCAUCGGCUUCUACAGCGGCACUGAGGAGCACGACUCCAAGUCCCAGCAUAGUUCACGGGACUCUGAGAAACAAAGAGAAUCGUCUAGAAGCAUGGAUAAGGGAAGGGAUAAAGGGCGCGACAGGGACCGAGAGAGAGAUCACGAUAGAGGGAGAGACAGAGAUCAGGAUAGAGGGAGAGACAGAGACAGGGAAAAGACCAGUGAUCACCACCACAGAGACCGCCACAGAGAUCGAGGUGAAAGAAGGGAGAGGGAGAGGACCAGAGAUAGAGAAGAUGAUGGUAACUAUAGAGGCCGUGACAGAGAUAGGCGACGAGAUUAUGACAAAGACAGAGAGGACAGGCACAGGCGUAGGUCCAGAUCUCGGUCUAAAGAUAGAUCCAAGCAUAUAUCAAAUUCCAGAUCACCUACACGGCCCAAAAGGUCCAGCGGUUUUGAUAUGGCACCUUCAGCUGCUACGAUGUUAUCUGGUGUCACUGCUGCUCCAGGUCUUGUUCCUGGAACCAACCCAGCUGUUCCUGGAAUGUUUUCUAACAUGUUUUCCAUGGCACCAGGACAGCAGUUUGGGGCACUUCCAAUGAUGCCUGUUCAGGCAAUGACUCAACAGGCCACCAGACAUGCUAGGCGAGUUUAUGUUGGUGGACUUCCUCCAAAUGCAAAUGAACAGUCUAUCGCAACAUUCUUCAGUCAUGUUAUGUCUGCAAUCGGGGGAAACAGUGCUGGCCCUGGAGAUGCUGUUGUCAAUGUUUAUAUAAACCAUGAGAAGAAGUUUGCUUUUGUUGAAAUGAGAUCUGUUGAAGAAGCCAGCAAUGCCAUGGCUUUGGAUGGAAUUAUAUUUGAGGGUGGACCAGUUAAGAUCAGAAGACCUAGUGAUUACAAUCCCUCACUGGCAGCUACUCUUGGUCCUAGUCAACCGAGCUCUAAUCUCAAUCUUGCAGCUGUAGGAUUAGCACCAGGCUCUGCUGGGGGACUUGAAGGCCCUGACCGUAUUUUUGUGGGUGGCCUCCCUUAUUAUUUCACGGAGGCACAGAUCAGGGAAUUGUUAGAGUCUUUUGGCCCACUUCGAGGAUUUGACCUUGUGAAAGACAGAGAGACUGGAAACUCUAAAGGCUACGCUUUUUGUGUUUACCAGGAUGUCUCAGUUACAGACAUUGCUUGUGCAGCUCUUAAUGGGAUUAAAAUGGGUGAUAAAACUCUCACCGUUAGACGUGCUAACCAAGGCACCGCACAGUCUAAACCUGAGCAAGAGAAUGUCUUGCUGCAUGCACAACAACAGAUAGCCUUGCAGAGGUUUAUGCUACAACCUGGCACACCAUCUACGAAAGUUUUGUGCUUAACUCAGAUGGUAGCUGAAGAUGAGCUCAAAGAAGACGAGGAUUACAAAGAUAUAUUGGAAGACAUUAAUAUGGAGUGUGGGAAGUUUGGUAAUUUGGUCAAUGUUAUUAUUCCCCGCCCAAACCCAAAUGGCGACCCUACACCAGGAGUUGGAAAGGUGUUUUUGGAGUAUGCAGAUGUUGACAGUUCAACGAAUGCUCGGCAAAGACUCAACGGCAGAAAAUUUGGUGGCAAUGAAGUGGUGGCGAUCUUCUAUCCAGAGAACAAGUUCUAUCAGGGAGAGUUCGAUGGCUAGUUUUUACAUGAGCUUGGUGGGGGUAGUCACACUCUACUACUAUUGGCCAGACGAACUCUAUUGUCUUUGGCAAAACCUGUGGCCUUGUAAUCUUUUUAUCUACUGAACCUGAGACUGGCCUUUCUCCACCACAUCGCCGGGCUCGCCCUUCAAAUGGUGGGACUAGGCAAUGUCAGGCUUUAGUUUUAAUGCUUUCUAAUCUCUGCUUCCCAUCUCCAGUAAUCUGUAAUGUAAGAAGAUUCCCAGGCUAAUUUGCACCUGUUACUGGAUUUUUGCCUCUCUGAAUAUGUAUUGUAUGACAAUAAUAUGAAAUCUGUAGAAAUGAAUUGCAUUUGUAAUCACUGCUUAUUACAAGUUUACAACGGCUGGAUCACCUGGAUAUUUUUAAGAACAGCUGUAAGUCUGUAGUCCUUGCUUGCUGCAUGUCA